CUUGGCGCCGCUGAGCACAUCAUUGACCUAUUGCAGAUGCGGGGAUAUAUCAUAUCAUAUCCAUGACACCUACCUAUAUACCGAAGAAAACGACAGCCCUCUCUCCCAACCAUCUAAAUCUUACAAUCCGAAAGAACCCAAAAUGGCCACAGCAACAGAACAGCUCAACAUAUCCAACCUCGCCAUCACCGACAGCACCGUAACAUUUGAACCCUUCCCCCUCCCACCCACCAACCAACGCAUCCUCGGCGCGCCCCAUCCCCCAAACACCGUAAUCCCUCUAGCCCUACGCGCAUCUGAAGAAAGCCAAAGAUCCCUAACCCUCGACUCCAUAACCCAAACCAUCCAAACCCUGCAAUCGCACAACCAAACCUUCACCAAACAGCUCGCCCGCCACGGAGCCCUCCUCUUCCGCGGCCUCCCCAUCCACAACGCCACCGACUUCAGCAAAUUCGCUCAUGCCUUCGGCUACAAGCCGCACGAAAUCAUUGGCAUCGUUGUCGACCGCCCAUGCCUCGCCCCAAAUGUGGCUCCCGCAAACGAAGCGCCCAAGGAAGUCCAGAUCUACAACCACAACGAGUCCCCGCAAGUUCCGCACGCGCCGGAGUACAUCUUCUUUUAUAACCAGCGGGCUCCAAAGAAGGGAGGCGAGACACCUAUCUCGUCCUCGUUGGAACUGUUCCGGCGUGCGCAGGUCGAGGUUCCCGAGUUCAUCGAUCAGCUUGCGGAGAAGGGGGUGUUGAGUCGGGUUGUUUAUCAUGUCGAGAAGCAGUAUGAGGGAGGGUCGACGUUGCGGCAGGCGUUUGGAAAGGAGAUUGAUGAUGGGGAUGAUGAGGAGACGAGGCGGAGGAAGAUUGAGUCGCAGAUUGCGCGGUAUGGUCGUGGGAAAUAUACGACAUGGGAAUGGGUUGAUGGUGGGAUAGUGGUUACGCACCGGUUACCGGUGAUUCGGACGCAGCCGGGGACGAAUCUGCCCUCGUUGUUUACGGGGCUGGCGGCGUAUUAUAAGCGGGUGCAGGCGAAUGAUGAGAGGAGAAAGGUCACGCAGCUGCUGUAUGGGGAUGGGACGCCCAUCCCGGAGAGGUAUUUGGCACAUUUGGCGAAGAUCACGGAUGAGAUUCGGGUAUUGCAUCGGUGGCAGGAGGGUGAUGUGUUGGUUUAUGACAAUAUUAUUGCCCAGCAUGGGAGGGAGCCUUGGGAAGGUGAGCAGGGGGAUCGGGUCGUUUUGGCGAGUUUGUUUGAUGGGCCGGAUGUGCCUGGUGCGUACGGAUUUGGGGAUUGGGCGCAGGUUGUCCAGGCGCUCGAUGGGUAAGAGGCACUUGAGGUCUAUGCCGCGAUUGAUCGACCAUGUUUCGUUUCUUUGGUCAGGUCUGUAACUAGCUGAUGGUUACUAUUUUACUAUUUUUCGAGUAAGUGUCUUCUAGCACGAGGGAAUUGAGGUUGAACGCUUAAAUUAGGUAUAUG
Aspergillus alliaceus is the source of this 1464-nucleotide messenger RNA. RefSeq names its product TauD/TfdA family dioxygenase. Gene Ontology annotation, molecular function: oxidoreductase activity. The record is from RefSeq and is a predicted model, not a curated record. The transcript has a single exon. Bases 143 to 1312 code for a protein of 389 amino acids. Lineage: Eukaryota; Fungi; Ascomycota; Eurotiomycetes; Eurotiales; Aspergillaceae.